GGUGGGGCCUCGCACGGGGGCGGGGCCAGCCUGCGGGCCCAGACGUGGCGCAGAGGCCGGGUGCUUCAUUUCUAGCUUGCGGAUCUUUUGCGUCCCGGUUCCGAUGCGCCUCUCGCUGCCUCCACCACCCCUGCUGCUGCUUUUCGCGGCACUCGCCGCCGCUACCACCACCUUCCGGCCCGACUGGAACCGUCUGCACCGCCUGGCCCGAGGCCGGGUGGAGACCUGUGGGGGAUGACAGCUGAACCGNNCUCCCCAGGUGAAGGCCUUUGUCACCCAGGACAUCCCAUUGUACCACAAUCUGGUAAUGAAACAUCUCCCGGGGGCCGACCCAGAGCUUGUACUGCUGGGCCACCGCUACGAAGAGUUAGAGCGAAUCCCACUCAGCGAAAUGACCCGCAAGGAGAUCAACGCACUGGUGCAGGAGCUCGGCUUCUAUCGCAAGGCGGCGCCCGACGACCCUGUGCCCCCCGAAUACCUGCGGGCGCCCGCUAGGCCCGCCGAGGGCGCUCCGGACCGCGCUGACCUGUAGGUCCGGGAGCGCGGCAUCCCCCUGUCUGAGCCCUGGGGACAGAAUGAAGCGCUCAGCGUCCCGGGAACACCUCCCUCGCUGAGGGUCGACGCCCCGUCCCCAAGCCGGCAGGGAUAGAGUUGGGAGUUUCUCUCAACCCCCCUUAUUCCCUCCUCAGCAACACUAAAUCACUUUUCGUCUUAAA
Molecule: messenger RNA, 716 nt
Organism: Pteropus alecto (black flying fox)
Lineage: Eukaryota; Metazoa; Chordata; Mammalia; Chiroptera; Pteropodidae
Gene: SELENOM
Product: selenoprotein M
Exons: 5
Cellular component (GO): endoplasmic reticulum lumen
Molecular function (GO): oxidoreductase activity
Source: RefSeq, a predicted model, not a curated record